AUGCAAGGGCGUCGGAAUAAUAAAUGGACGGCGGAGGAAGAAAGCGCGCUUCUCGCCGGAAUAGCCAAGCACGGUGUCGGAAAGUGGUCGGAUAUUGUAGACGAUCCCCUGCUCAGUGCUCAACUUGCAGGUCGCAAUAACAUUCAACUCAAGGACAAGUGGCGUAAUAUACAAAAGCGUGGGAGGCUAGUCGAGGAGAAAUCAAAAACGCAAGCAAUCAAAUCAGCUUCCAUUCCCAAUUCCAGUGCAAAGACUUCGCCUGUUGUUAGCAACGAACCUUCUCCAAAUCGUUCAUUAGAUAUGAGCAAUGAAUCUAGGUAUCAUGCGAUGGUUUUUGAAGCGAUAUCAACAAUCGAUGAUGAAAACGGUUCUGAUCUCAUUGGGAUUCUCAGCUUUAUCGAGGAACGAUACGAGGUACCACAAAACUUUACGAAACUGUUGAGUAAAAGCCUGAGAGCCCUUGUUUCUCAAGGAAAUCUAGAGAAGGUACUAAAUCGCUACAAGAUCUCAGUCAUGGAAUGCAAAGUGUUGGAGAUAUCACCAGAUGUGGUAGCAAAGCGAAUUGCAGUGGCGGAGAAGAAAGCGUUUAUAGCAGCAGAGGCAGUCAAAGAAGCAGAACGAAUGCAACAGUUGGCAGAAGAAAGCGAAUUGACGCUUCAAUUAGUCUUAGAUAUCCAUGAGCAAUGUGCUCUUGGCAAAAGGGUUUUCUUACGCUCUUACCUCUCUCCUUCAACUCAAUCUCCAGUCAUGGCAGGUUCGGCACCAGAAGGUUCGCAGUUUGAUACGCGUCAGUUUGACCAGAAGCUCAAUGAAGUUCUCGAAGGACAGGAUGAGUUCUUCACCUCAUACGAUGAGGUCCACGAGAGCUUUGAUGCCAUGGGCUUGCAAGAAAACCUCCUUAGGGGUAUCUAUGCCUAUGGUUUUGAAAAGCCAUCUGCCAUCCAGCAAAGAGGAAUUGUUCCCUUUUGCAAUGGUCUUGAUGUGAUCCAGCAGGCACAGUCUGGUACUGGAAAGACGGCCACUUUCUGCUCUGGAGUCUUGCAGCAGCUCGACUUCACCCUUGUCCAGUGCCAGGCUCUCGUCUUGGCUCCAACCAGGGAGCUUGCUCAGCAGAUCGAGAAGGUCAUGCGUGCUCUUGGUGAUUACCUUGGUGUCAAGGUUCAUGCCUGUGUUGGUGGAACCAGUGUCCGUGAGGACCAGCGCAUUCUCCAAGCUGGUGUUCAUGUUGUGGUUGGAACUCCUGGACGUGUCUUCGACAUGCUUAGGAGACAGUCUCUUCGUCCUGACUGCAUCAAGAUGUUUGUCCUUGAUGAAGCUGAUGAGAUGCUCUCUCGUGGUUUCAAGGAUCAGAUCUAUGACAUCUUCCAGCUUCUCCCACCAAAGAUUCAGGUUGGUGUGUUCUCAGCGACAAUGCCACCAGAAGCUCUGGAGAUCACAAGGAAGUUCAUGAGCAAACCAGUGAGGAUCUUGGUGAAACGUGACGAGCUCACACUUGAAGGUAUCAAGCAGUUCUACGUGAACGUGGAGAAAGAGGAGUGGAAGCUCGAGACUCUCUGUGACCUGUACGAGACUCUGGCCAUCACUCAGAGUGUCAUCUUCGUCAACACUCGUCGCAAGGUCGACUGGCUCACUGAGAAAAUGAGAGGCCGUGACCACACAGUCUCUGCGACUCACGGAGACAUGGACCAGAACACAAGAGACAUCAUCAUGAGAGAGUUCAGGUCCGGCUCUUCCCGUGUCCUCAUCACAACCGAUCUCUUGGCUCGUGGUAUCGAUGUUCAGCAGGUGUCUCUGGUCAUCAACUUUGACCUCCCAACUCAGCCGGAGAACUACCUUCACCGUAUCGGAAGAAGUGGAAGGUUUGGGAGGAAAGGUGUGGCGAUCAACUUUGUGACUAGUGAUGAUGAGAGGAUGCUUUCUGAUAUUCAGAGAUUUUACAAUGUUACCGUUGAGGAGCUUCCAUCAAACGUUGCCGAUCUGCUUUGA
Messenger RNA from Microthlaspi erraticum, 1986 nucleotides. NCBI's taxonomy places the organism in Eukaryota, Viridiplantae, Streptophyta, Magnoliopsida, Brassicales, Brassicaceae. The record is from the annotation of a GenBank genome assembly.